This is a messenger RNA of Strongylocentrotus purpuratus (purple sea urchin), 1859 nucleotides long. RefSeq names its product tubulin alpha-2/alpha-4 chain. Gene Ontology annotation, biological process: mitotic cell cycle; microtubule cytoskeleton organization. NCBI's taxonomy places the organism in Eukaryota, Metazoa, Echinodermata, Echinoidea, Camarodonta, Strongylocentrotidae. The coding region runs from base 130 to 1491 and encodes 453 amino acids. The transcript is spliced from 3 exons. Gene Ontology annotation, molecular function: structural constituent of cytoskeleton; GTP binding. Gene Ontology annotation, cellular component: cytoplasm; microtubule. The record is from RefSeq and is a predicted model, not a curated record.
UCUCUCUCUCUUCAUCUGAUGUUAAUGCACUGAGCCACACCUUACGACUACUGCUUCGCAAAUGCUAUCGAGACUGCAGUUGACAUCGACCAUCCUUCAGUCGUCAGAAGCAUAUCCAAGCAAUCAACCAUGCGUGAAUGUAUCUCAGUCCAUGUCGGCCAAGCCGGAGUCCAGAUGGGCAAUGCUUGCUGGGAGCUCUACUGCCUGGAGCACGGGAUCGGCAAGGAUGGCCAGAUGCCCUCAGAUGAUAAAUCUGUGGGAGGGGGCGACGACUCCUUCAACACCUUCUUCAGUGAGACUGGAGCUGGCAAGCACGUGCCCCGUGCCGUCUUCGUCGAUCUUGAGCCAACCGUAGUUGAUGAGGUCCGUACCGGCGCUUAUCGCCAACUGUUCCACCCUGAGCAGAUUAUAAACGGCAAGGAGGAUGCAGCCAACAACUACGCCCGAGGUCACUACACCGUGGGAAAGGAAAUAAUCGAUAUUGUUCUCGACCGAAUCAGGAAACUUUCUGAUCAAUGCACCGGUUUACAAGGCUUCCUCAUCUUCCACAGCUUUGGUGGCGGCACCGGCUCUGGCUUCACUUCACUCCUGAUGGAGCGCCUGUCCGUUGACUACGGAAAGAAGUCCAAGCUCGAGUUUGCCGUCUACCCCGCGCCGCAGAUAUCGACUGCUGUGGUCGAGCCGUACAACGCUGUCCUGACUACGCAUACCACUCUGGAGCAUUCCGACUGCGCAUUCAUGGUCGACAACGAAGCCAUCUACGACAUUUGUCGCCGGAAUCUGGACAUCGAGCGUCCAAGCUACACUAACCUCAACCGACUGAUUGGUCAGAUUGUGUCGUCCAUCACCGCUUCUCUGCGAUUCGAUGGCGCCCUCAAUGUUGAUCUGACAGAAUUUCAGACCAACUUGGUGCCCUAUCCCCGUAUUCAUUUCCCUCUGGCCACCUAUGCUCCGGUCAUCUCUGCCGAGAAGGCGUACCACGAGCAGUUGACUGUUGCUGAGAUCACCAACGCCUGCUUCGAGCCCUCCAACCAGAUGGUAAAGUGCGAUCCCAGACAAGGCAAGUACAUGGCCUGCUGUCUCCUGUACCGUGGUGAUGUCGUCCCAAAGGAUGUUAAUUCCGCCAUCGCAACCAUCAAGACCAAACGUAACAUCCAAUUCGUCGACUGGUGUCCAACUGGCUUCAAGGUCGGUAUCAACUACCAGCCACCCACCGCCGUCCCUGGUGGUGAUCUUGCCAAGGUUCAGCGUGCCGUCUGCAUGUUGUCGAACACGACUGCGAUCGCUGUCGCUUGGGCCCGUCUGGACCACAAGUUCGACCUGAUGUACGCCAAACGAGCCUUUGUCCACUGGUAUGUUGGUGAAGGGAUGGAGGAAGGUGAAUUUGCUGAAGCUAGGGAAGAUUUAGCUGCACUGGAAAAGGACUACGAGGAGGUUGGUGUCGAUUCUAUCCUCGAAGAAAACGAAGAUGCCAACAAAGAGGAAUUUUAGAUAAGAAAGUGAGGUUGCAAAGCAUUCUGUCAGGCCACAAAUCUGGAAGGCAAUGUGUUUAAACCUAGCAAGCAUCUUCUGAAACAACUUUUAUUGUGGACAUUACGCGUAAUAUAAGCUAUGAGUGUGUAAGCCUGUGAAUAUAUAAUUGUUCGUCUUGCUAGUAAGCGUGAGUUUGUCAAAGUAUUAAGUGGUAUGGCAGUAAUCUUCAGUUUUGUUCAGGGGUAAUUUGUAAGUACAGCUAAUCACAUGUUAGUUGUUGGAGGAAUACUGGAAUCUCCGGUUUAGACACGGAGUGGUGAAUUUAGAGAUAAACAAUCACAGCAACGGAAAUAAAAUGCAAAGGGGGAGCUAAUAGUACUACGACU